Molecule: messenger RNA, 3899 nt
Organism: Polistes dominula (European paper wasp)
Lineage: Eukaryota; Metazoa; Arthropoda; Insecta; Hymenoptera; Vespidae
Gene: Brd8
Product: Bromodomain containing 8
Cellular component (GO): NuA4 histone acetyltransferase complex
Molecular function (GO): protein binding
Source: RefSeq, a predicted model, not a curated record
AUGACAUCUGUUCAAGAUAGAUUGAAGUUUAAACGCAUAUCAUGUGACACAUGGACAACACGCGAGCAAUUAUGUUUAGCAUCUAGUGUAGUAAAAUCUGGAGAUCAAAAUUGGAUGAGCGUAUCACGUUCUUUAAAACCUUUUGCAGAGAAGGAAGCAUUACGACCACCUGAUUGGUUUUCUCAAAAAUCUUGUGCUAUACAAUAUGCAUACCUUUUGGAAAAUGCUGAUGCACCAAAGCGUAAAAAGAGAGAAAGUGGAGAAACAGCAGGAGAAUCAAUAGUCAAAAGAUUAACUCAAGAUAGAAUGGCAGAAUUAGGUCAGAUAUUAGCUUUUCAAAGAGAUGAGUAUCAACAACUUAAGGCAGAAGUAAACCUGUUGAAGUCAGGUUCUUUAUCAGAAGAAAAAUUACAAAAAAUGUGGCAUGCCAUAGAACAAGAGGAACGUGACCAAGAACAAAAAGCAAGGGCGCAUUCUGCUUGGCUAGCUAAACGACAACAAAAGCAAGAAAUAAUGGUUUCGCAAAAUGUUCCUGUUAGAAAUCAACGUAAAGUAAUUGAAACAUCUUCAGACUUGUCAGAAUCGACCGAUGUUUCAAUGGAAGAUGAUGAAAAGAAAGGAAGAGGUGGUCGGUCUCCGUUAUUAACAAGUUUAUUAAAAUCUCCCAGCCCAACAACUCAGAUACAAACGUCGACAUCUACUGCGCAAAUAAAUUCUCCUACUAUUACCAGUCUUCUUGGUUCUAGUCCUAAAGUACCAAUUUCACAAAUAACACAAAGCGUAACUUCUUCUAUGCAUCAAAUGGUACCAUCUCCAAUAACAAAUGUUAUUCCUGAAAGACCAUCAGUUGGUGCUCCAACACUCUCUAUGUUAUUAGAAAUGCCUGCUAAUGCUCAAAGAGGUCCAUUACCAAAUUUACAAGUACCUUCGACUAUAGUAUCGCAACAACAAAAUGUUUCACAAGAGGUUCCUAAUCUUCAAAAUCCUGUUUCACAAACUCCUAUUCAAAACGAAGUUGUACCACCUGCGACACUUGCAAUCCCAGCUACAACAAAUAUACAAACAGCAGCAGAAAGUAUGGUGCAAAUAAUAGAUCACAUAGACGAUGUUAUUAGAAAAGAUAUAAUGGCUGACGUGAUAGAUAAAGACGAAAUAAAUGAAAUUAUUGGAGAUAUAGAAGAAUUAAUAAAGGAGGAAAUAACAGGCAGUCCACAAACUUUAGAAUCUGUUAAUACAAAUACAGUAAUCAAUAGUCUUACUAUUCCUCAAACUCAAGAUAUUCCACAGAUACCUGAACGUCCAAAGCCUCGAGACGUAGACGAAGCUGUUUCACUUUCUGAUUCUCCUCACAGCGAAGAAAUGGCUAUCGAAGAAAUAGAUUCUAGUACUUCUAACAUUGCUGAAAUUAUAGGAACAGCGAUAGAACCAUCAGAAUCAAAAGUUAUCAUAGCUGAAAUAUCAGAAAAUGUGUCUAAUUCACAAGAAGAAGAAAAAUCAGAAGCAAACAAUUUUGAUGAGAGAGUAAUUCCAAAUGAAGAAGUUACUCCAGAAGUAGAAAAUAACGUUGAAGAUAAUAAUAAAGCAAAUACAACUGUAGAGGAAAAACAAAUUAUCGAAGAUCUUGAAAUUUUAGAUUCUGUAUCGAAUGUAGAAACGGAAGAAAGUGAUUCAAAAACACCUGAUGUAAAAGAAACUGUUGAAGGUACUAUUGAAGAAGAAAUAGAUGAAGUUGAGGAAGAAGAAAUGAUUGUAUCUGAGAAAGAAGAAUCUUGCGAUAAUACAAAAGAACAAAAAGAAUCUUCGGAAGAAUUAGAAAAUAAAGAAUGUUUAGAAUUAGAUCAAUUAGAAUUACAUCUUGCAAAAAUUACUGGAGAACAGCAAGAUGUACCAUCUGCCGAAGCUGCUAGCGUUUCUUCAGAAGUAACAAACGAUGUUCCCAGUAUAGAAGACACAGAGAAGUCGCAAGAUAUUAGUUUAAUUUUAGAAGAUGACGAGAGUUCUCAUAGCAUAGAAAAUAAGAAAAAAAUAGUAGAAGAACAAGUUAUCGAGAAUACGAUAGAAAGUACGGAAUCAUUAGAAUCAUUUAAAGAGGAACCAAUUAUUUUAAUAAAAGAAAAAACUAUUAUUGAAGUAGCGGAAGAAUUAUCUGUUAAAUCGCAAGAUGUCACGGCUGAAGAUACUUUAGAAAUUUAUACAGAUGAAUAUAAAAAGGAGGAGAGAGAUUUUUCAGAAGAUACAGUCAGUUCAACAUUACCAGGUGUUGAAAUAAAAGAAGAAAUGGAAGAAAUAGAAGAAUCUACUAUAGCUGUAGAAUCUUGUCAAGAUAUUACAUCGGAAGAAAUCAUUGAUACGGAAAUGGAAUCUGUAGAGACUAAAACGAAAAAUAUAUUUGACGCAAAAAAUAUAGAAAUUGUAUCACAAAUAAAACAAGAACCCAAAACAGAAGAGAUUGUACAAACUGCUAAUUCUUUUAUCGAAGAGAAAGAAAUGAUAAUAAAGGAAGAGCAUCAAAUAAAGGAAGAGAAGGAUCUUAAAAAAUGUAUAAAAACUGAGCCAUCGAUAAAACAAGAAAUUACUACAGAGUCUGUUGUCAGUGCAGGAGAAGAAACUGCAGAAUUAGAUGAAGAAGAAUCUUCUUUGAGUAAAUUAAGUGGUGGACGAGCCAUGAAAACUUAUUCGAAAAAACAAACUAUCACUGUUGACAGUGAAACAGAAAAUGAAAGCACUGGAGAAGGUGCUGAUUACAGAGCAUGGAAGAAAGCAGUUAUGUUGGUUUACAAUCGAUUAGCUACUCAUAAAUAUGCGUCUGUAUUUUUAAGACCUAUUACAGAAGAUCAAGCACCUGGAUACCAUUCCGUUAUUUUUCGACCGAUGGAUCUUUCUACUAUAAAAAAGAAUAUAGAUAAUGGAACAAUCAGAUCGACUACGCAUUUUCAACGAGAUGUUAUGCUUAUGUUUCAAAAUGCUAUUAUGUAUAACAAGCAUGAUACUUUUAUAUAUAAAAUGGCAGUUUCUAUGCAAGAAGAAUGUUUACAACAUAUGCAGAUUUUAGUACAAGCGACAGGAGAAGGAACAUUCCGUAGGGAAACAAGAACUGCAGCAAGUAGCAGUAUCGAAAUCAGUGAAAAUUGUAUUAAGAGAAAAAGAAGUCACAUUACUCCGAGUCCCCAUGACACUGAUAGUCCACGUUCUAAGAAACGUAGAAAAUCUGAAAAUGAUUGAAUAAUUAGUCUUAUUUUGAUUACAAAUAGAUUUGGAAUUUUAUCAUACAAAAAAUAUUACCUCAACAUUACUUUUCGUAUAUUAGUCCUUUACACUUCAAUGAUGAGUCUCGCUUACCAUUCUUCAUUUAAAUGCAAAGGGUUAAAUCAAUGCAUACGUGAAUAAUAUAGGAUGUUUUAAUCCUAUUCAGAUAUAAGAUUAAAUAUUAAAACAAAAACAAAAAGAAAGAAAGAAAGAAAGAAAAAAAAAAAAAAGAAAGAAGUAAACAGUGCAGACAUUUUUUUAAUUUUUUUUUCUUUUAAAUUAUUUUGUGUAGAUCAACAAUAAUUAGCUGUGCAUAAGUUGUAAAUUUUUAAGUAUAUAUGGAAACAUGACAAGUACAAAUAAUUAAUAUACGAUAAAUAUAAUGUACAGGAAAAUCUUUUUUAAAUAAUGGGCCGUUAUACCUGGACGGGUAAAAAAUAUAUGAUAAACAAUUUAAAAGAUGAAAAAGGUUACAUUAAUUAUGUGUCCCUUAUAAAGAAAACAACUCUUUUAAUGUCUCAAUUAAAUCUUAGAAAUAAAGAUUACUUGUAUACUUCUGGAGAAGCUGUAAGUUAAACGGAUAAUCAAUAUAAAAUAACAGUUAUUAAAAUUAAACAAUUGAAAUUGUCAAUAUAUUUAUACAUAUACAGGGU